AAGGUGCAGAGUUGGCUCCAGCAGCAACGGGCACAGCAGGAGCAGAUGCAACCAUAGAAGGAGGAGAAAGCAGAGUGGUUUUUUCAGCGGCUGCAGGGGAUUUGGCAGGGGUGUCAGCACAGCAGUGUGCCACAGCAGCAGUGCAGCUGCUACCGAGUUGCGCCUUCCUCUGGUGCAACCUUGCCCACGCCGCCACGCGCUCAGGCCGUUGGAAGCAGGCGGCUAAGUGCAUGUCCCAGGGCUCGUUGUUUGUUAUGAUGCUAAGCCUGCCCCUCGUCGGUGCAAUGCAGGCUCUGAAGCUGCAGCCGGCCAGUGCGCCUCUGCGCUUCGCAGCAGCAGCCCACCGCAUCGCCACUGCUGCCGCUGCCCCUCUGCCCCUGGCCCUCGCCUCCCAGCACAUCCGCUGCGGCGUUGCAGAGAUGGCAGAUGCGAUGGGACUCCCGGAACUGACGUAUGGCUCCAACGGCGUCCCCACAUUUUCACGUGAUGGUGCUUCUGCCAUCAUUUUUGGAACUGGUGCUGGUGCUGGUGCUGGUCCUGGUGCCGCUGGUGCUGGUACUAAUGUUGCAAGUGCUGGUGCUGCUGGUGCUUUUGGUGGUGGCCAUGGUGGAAAUGGCAAGAGCGUUUUGAGCCAUGUGCCUGAGUGGAUGGUGUGGGACGUGGUGGGGCAUGCGCAUGCAGCCCUUGAACGGAGAGCUUUCCAGGAGAUUGUGACUAAAACGGGGGCGUUUGUGGUGGAAGAGGGGCCGCUGUUGACUGUAACUGGGUGUUCUGAUGGAGGGAGUGCACAGGAGGGGUUGGGGGGUGAGGAGGAGAUGGUGGAGGGGGGGGAGAAUGGAAAUCGGUUAAUGGCGCUGGUUGGUGCAGUAUCAUGGGGUGUGGGUGGGGAUGGAGAGGAGGACGAGGAGAAGAGGUGCAAAGAAGAGGAGGAGGAGGAGGGUUUUGGGAGCGGGGAUGGGAGUGGGCGUGGGGAGGUGGUGAAUGAGGAGCUGGCAUGUGCGGUGGUGCAAGCAGAGGAGCUGAAGAUCGCAGCGUGGAAGAAGCAGUCUCUGAUGGCAGCAGCAGGGGCGGGAACCGGAGCCCAUCAGCUGGGCGUGCAUGCACUGCACUCUGCCAUUCACUCGCUUGCUUCUGACAUGGGAGAUGGCACCACAAUGGGGGGUGCUGCUGCGGACAUCAGAGAUGCUAAUGGUGCAGUUGAGCUGUCUUCCACGGGCUACUUUGCAGCAGCUCACUCGCACUUCCUGAGAGCUCUCUCACGCCACCAGCAAUCGACAGCCACGUGGAGUUCCCUAGGCCUCUGCCUACAGCUUUCUGGCCGUCUUGACGAAUCCGAGGCAGCGUAUACCCGCGCGCUGCACUGCCCAUCGUCGCUGCCUCCUUGCCCUUCCACCGACCCAUCUUCUUCUCCUUCCUCUUCUCCUCCUCCUCUACCUCCUUCUCCUCCUGCGUCUGCAUCCCAUGUGACCUGGUGCAACCUCUCUCUGCUUCUGCGAGCCCAAGGCCGUCUCUCUGCUGCCCUCUCAGCUGCACACAACGCCCUCCUCCUCGCCCCCAUGCACGGCCCCUCCCUCUGCAGCUUCGCCCUGCUCUCUGCCGCCGCUGGCCGCUGGAACGACGCUGUGGACGCAUUUCAGCGCGCGAGUGAGGUGUUUAGAGGAGUACAGGGAGGCGUGGAGAGAGGGGAGGUGGUGGGGGAGGAUGGGGGGGUGAUGGAGGGACGGGGUGAGAUGGGAGAGGGGUGUGGGUCUGGUGUUGGUGAGGUGGUGGGAGUGGGUGAGGCGGUGAGAGAGGCUGUGAGGGUGAAUCUGCAGGUGGCCUUGAAAUGGCAAGCACGGGCAGAGGAGGAAAGGCAGAAGGUCGAGAAGAAAAAGCAGGAGAGGAAGGAGAGGGAGAGGCGAAAGGCUGAGAGAUCAGCAAGGAAGGAAGCGAAGCGGGUGCGAAAGCAGGAGAGGGUGGAACGGCGGGCGAAGAAGGAGCAGGAGAGGAGAGAAAGGGCGGAGAAGCGUGAGGCGAGGAAGAUGCAGAGAGAGCAGAGGAGGCAUGAGCAAGAAGCGCUGCUGCGCAGCAAACAGGAGCAGCAAAAGCUUCAGCCUGCGGCUCAUUCUGAGCCUCUUGACUCUUUGCGUGACUCUCCUGCUGCCACUCCUGCUGUCGUUCCUGCAGCUGUGCCCUCUCCAGCUGCUUCCCCUGCUGCUUCUCCAGCUGCUGCGGCAGCUGCAGCCUCGGCUGCUGCUGUUCCCAAGGCAGCGCUUAUGGAUCUCAAUGAGAUGUGCGAUGAUGAAGCAGACGCUCCCUCCUUGGGUGCUGCUGAAUCAGCUGCCCGUGGUGCUGAGAAUCCCAGGAAUGAUGACGGUGCUGCUGCGACCUUGCGUUCGCCAGAGGAGCAAGGAGCAGCUGCGGCAGUCAGGGGCGAAUCAGCUGGGGGGGUCCACCAAAUCGCUGCUCCCAAAGCAGCGUCUCAGAGCAAGGACUACCAGUCCUUUGCACACAACGUUGCAGCGUCUGGAUUCUCGUGGGAGGUGUUCAAGCUCCCACGACCUGCGAAUGGGCGGAAUGAGAUGGCUGGACCAGCGGCAGAGAGGGCGUCUCAAUAUGCGGCUGGUGAGAUCCCUGCUGCUGCUGCUGCUGCUGCUGCUGCUGCUCCUGGUGGUGGUGCUGGUGCUGCUGCUACGAAUGGCAACAUGCGACAUGGCGGGGGCGUUCCUGGUGAAGCACUUGCAAGUGGUCCUAGCAAGGGGAAUGCGUUUGCUGGUGCGAACGGUUUUUAUGGAAGUGGUGGUAAUGCAGCAGCUGGCCAGGGGGGUGGACUGAGGUCACAACAACCAGAGGCUAUGGUAUCAGAGCAUGCUGCUGAGCGUGCAGUGAAUGGAUUCCAUGUGGCGCCACGCAGUGCAGGAGGCAGGGACACAGGGUCGGAUCGGAAUCGACUUCCGGACCUCAAUGAUUGGCUGACAGCAUCUUGA
Messenger RNA from Closterium sp. Naga37s-1, 2966 nucleotides. NCBI's taxonomy places the organism in Eukaryota, Viridiplantae, Streptophyta, Zygnematophyceae, Desmidiales, Closteriaceae. The record is from the annotation of a GenBank genome assembly.